This is a messenger RNA of Acipenser ruthenus (sterlet), 3264 nucleotides long. RefSeq names its product E3 ubiquitin-protein ligase RNF13-like. Gene Ontology annotation, molecular function: ubiquitin protein ligase activity. Bases 167 to 1333 code for a protein of 388 amino acids. NCBI's taxonomy places the organism in Eukaryota, Metazoa, Chordata, Actinopteri, Acipenseriformes, Acipenseridae. The record is from RefSeq and is a predicted model, not a curated record. Gene Ontology annotation, cellular component: cytoplasm; nucleoplasm. Gene Ontology annotation, biological process: positive regulation of DNA-templated transcription; ubiquitin-dependent protein catabolic process; protein ubiquitination. The transcript has 10 exons.
AUGUGAUCGUUGUUGACAUUCUGCUGUAGUGCUUCACAGCAGGAACAAUAUGGAGACCAGGGUCAGAUGCAAUUGUGGGACGUGUAAAUAGAGUGUACAUAACUGGAAGGCGCGUUUUUAAAGGGAAGAAUAUCGCUGUGACAAAGUGCUCCAUUAAGAAUGAAAGAUGCUGCUGUCCCUGGGAAUGCUGAUGUUGUCUGCCACACAGAUCUACACCAUCUUUACAGUGCAGCUGUUUACCUUCUUGAAUCUUCUGCCCGUGGAUGCAGACAUUGCAGCAUACUCUACUGAUAACAAGACCCAAACCUUUGAUGAUUUACCAUCCAGGUUUGGUUACAGACUUCCCAGUGAGGGCUUAAAGGGAUUCCUGGUGGGUGCAAUGCCGGAGAAUGCCUGUGAGACCAUUAACCCUCCACCCCUAAAGGACAACUCGACAGGCGCCUUCAUUGUGUUAAUUAAACGCUUUGAUUGCAAUUUCGACGUUAAGGUUCUUAAUGCCCAGAAAGCUGGAUACAAGGCAGCAAUAGUUCACAAUGUGGAGUCUGAGGAUUUGAUUAGCAUGGGAUCUAAUGACGUGGACAUUGUGAAACAAAUAGACAUUCCUUCAGUAUUUAUUGGCGAAGGGACAGCCAGUUUUCUUAAAGAAGGAUACUUUUAUGAAAAAGGUGGUCACAUAGUGCUUCUGCCCGAUUUCAGUCUACCCCUGGAAUACUACCUGAUUCCCUUUCUCAUCAUAGUGGGGAUUUGUCUUAUACUUAUUGUCAUUUUUAUGAUUACAAAGUUUGUGCAGGACAGGCACAGAGCCAGAAGGAGCCGCCUUCGGAAAGACCAGUUAAAGAAGCUGCCUAUACAUAAAUAUAAGAAAGGAGAUGUAUAUGAUGUUUGUGCCAUCUGUCUGGAUGAAUAUGAAGGAGGAGACAAGCUGAGAGUGCUACCUUGCUCCCAUGCUUACCAUUGCAAAUGUGUUGACCCCUGGCUGACUAAAACUAAGAAAACGUGCCCUGUUUGCAAGCAGAAGGUGGUGCCUUCACAGGGCGAUUCGGACUCGGACACCGACGAGGCAGACAGCAGUCACGAGGAGACCGACGAUGUUUCAGAAAGCACGCCUCUGCUGAGAUCUCUCGCCUCCACCAGCGCUCACUCGUUCGGCACCAUGUCCGAGUCUCGGUCCCGCCAGGAAGUGCUCGAGUCCUCGGAGUACGAGGAUGACGACGAUCCCGAGAUCGACAGCAGCGAGGCCGAGGAGGAAGUGAGCGUGGAGACUGUUGUUGUUCAGCUGCAGCAGAGUCACCGUGAUGGCGGCACAGCCACCAAAACCCACAGCAAUGCUUGAUUCUGCUGCUGUCCUCCACAACAAAUUCUUCUUCAUACUAAAUCAUGUCAAAUGGUUUCAGAUGUUAUUUCCAUUUUUUUUUUUUUUUUUGUUACAGUGUACGUGACCAUCCUUCCUGUUGGUGUCACUAGAUUACCUGCUUACUCAAUUGAAAAGCAACACUUCCUGAAUGAGGUGGUAGGAAAUUAUCCAGUAGGUGUUAGCAGUUGCAUUUAGUGUACCAAAGAAAAGAAUCAUCUUCAAAAUGCCAUUUUACAAGGGUCCAUAUCUAUGUGUCAUGUUAAAAGUAUGGCCAAAGAAUGUAGUUUAGUUAAUGUGCAGCAUAUUCUGCAUUGACACUUGGCACUGCAGUGAGUUUUGUUGAUUAUUGUAUCCACUGUGAAAAAAGCUGCAUUUUGCAGUUAUGUAUAGCAGCAUAUAUCUGCACUCAGAAAAUACACACACAGAGCCCAUCUAUACUAUUUUUAAUAUCAAGAGUUACUGUUUAAGUGUAUAUAAUGUAGAGAAAAGUACAAAUCUGUUGCCUACAUAUUUGUAUGACUCUGUAUCAGAAGGUUAUGAAAUUAAGUAGUACUAAUUGCAAUCAUGUAAUGUGUAUAUAAUCAGCAGCAGUUUUUUCUAAGUAUAGCAAUAUCAUCUAUAAAUAACUUUUCAUACUAUACUCUCUCUCUCUCUCUCUCUCUCUAUAUAUAUAUAUAUAUAUAGUAGUGUGCACAUGGGAAGGUAGCAGCAGGGCUGGUAGGUGACGUAAUCACACACAAAGACAUAAGCCCGACAUACUGUCCUUGCAAGGGUGGCAGCUCUUUUGUACAGCGGUAUCUGCGCUUUGCUUUAGUGCGAGGUCCUGGGUUUGCACCCACCCUCGCCCUGUGUGAUGCCUUCAUUAACCGAGAUUGCUACUAAUAUAUUAGGUCUUCCUUAAUAGGGGAUUAUGUAAUAUAGAGGAGGUUGUCUUUAUGCAAUGAAAUGGGAUUAUACAUAGUUAAAACAAAAAUUUGACUCUGUCAAUUUCCCAGUUUUUGGGCUUGUUCUAUUUCAAUGUGUAGCACAUCAACCUUAAUAAUUAUAUGGAUUAAAGUAAGGUUUGCUUUUUGAAGUUAAAAACACGCCUGAUGCACAAACUGUAGAUAAUAAAAUACCUCUCAUAUAUACUACCUUUGUGUUGUAACUAUGUUGGUGUAAUAGACCUGGUGUAAGUAUGAUUUGUUAAGAAAAAGAAAAAAAAUGUUAAGAAAUAAAAAUUCAAGAGCAUCCUGUCAAAACCUAUGCAAUAGAUCAGUUCUAUCAGAUUUGAAAUUAGAGGUUUAUUCAGAUCAUUUGAUGUAGCUUUCAAUAUGGCAUUAAGUAAAUUCAGACAUGUAUCUGCAUGAAAAUUAUGACAAAAUCAAACUGAUGGCAAAUUUAUUCAUAAGACAGCAUAUGGCAAGAAAUCCUAGAAUUGAAGGGUGCAGACUGUAUUUUCUUUGUAGUAUGUGUAUAUUUAUACUUCACUUUUAACCCUAAAUAAUCCUAAUUAAAUGUACUACCUCUAAACUCAUUAAUGUAUUAAGAAUGUGAAACAGUGAUUGUCCUCAUCAGCUCACAAGUGUACUCCUCACUUAAUCAAUUGAAUGCAUUGUUAAUGUCUCCCAUGUGUAGUCAGUAGCAACUGUUCAGCAUUUGGAAUUGUUCAUCUUGUCCACAUUCAUGAACAGGAUCCCGGGUGGGGUGAGCAGUGUUGACUUACACUUUCCACAGAUAGGGGCUUUUUCAAUCAAUAUUACAUGGUCUACACUUUUAAUUAUCAAUGUUACACUUGUAUUACUGGAAUUCAGUAGGCAAAUCUCUACAAAAACUUACAUUGGUCCUUAAUAACUCUUCCUUGGAAAGCAGUGUGCAUGUCUCAUUUUCGUGCUUUUAUUAAAUAAAUAUUUUAAUAGGCAUUCUUAAAA